UUCUUCCCGUUUGGUUUUUGUUAUUUUUUCUCCUUCUUUUGUGUUUGUAUUCAUUAUUUCCCAAACAAAACGUUUGUUUGGUCUGAUAAAUUUCGAUUCGGUGAUCAAACUCCGCCUUCAUUGCCGACUCUCCAGGCUUUGCUUAACCGGUGUCCGAGUAAGCCUCCAUGUCCGAUCGUUCUAGCCGAGCGCAGCUGAGUGUCCCCGCUUCACGUCUCAUUAAGCGCAGUGCUUCUGCAUCACCCAUUCCGUCCGGGAAACCGCAGACAAGCAGCACUUUCAAGCGUAGUCCGGUCGUCACCCGAUCCAGUCCAAAGCCCGCAAGUCCGUCUAAAAUGUCUCUGUCCGAUUUCAUCGCUGCUGCGGAUAGGCUCAUCAAAUUCGAGGCCCGCAUCGACGGUCCCGGAGAUUCUAACGCCACUCAUGCGGCUCAGCUCCGGGCCUUCGAGAUCCGCCGAGAUCGUGUCAAGGCAUUAUGGGAUGAUGCUGAACAGCAGUACAAGGUCUGUGCCAGAGCGUUGAGCCAAGGGGCGAGCAGUGGCGAAGUUGAAGCCAUGGAGGCUAAAUUCGACCAUUGCUAUACUGUGUAUGAACGGUGUACGACGCACCUGGGGGUGCAAAUCGAUGCACUUUCCGCAUCGAGUAUACCGCCCGCUCCUAUGUCCGCUCCUUUCGCCUCGUCUGGAGGCUGUCGCCUGCCACCCGUUGAUACGGAAGUUUUCCAUGGCGACUACCUGCGCUGGCCAACAUUCCGUGAUCUUUUCACUGCAAUAUAUAUCCAAAAUCCGCGCCUGACUCCGGUGGAAAAGUUAUUCCACCUAAAUUCAAAAACAGCAGGUGAUGCAAAUGCCUUAGUCGCUGAGUGCCCGCUCACGAACGAUGGCUUUGCAUCGGCCUGGGACGCCUUGUGUGACCGGUACGAGAACAAGCGACUGUUAGUGAACAGUCAGCUUAAGAUCCUUCUCAAUCUCCCCAAGGUCACCAAAGAAUCAGGCGCGGCUCUCAGAGAGUUGCAUGGCACCAUCCAUCGGUGUGUCACUGCCAUCGAGCAAGCUCAGAUCUCUACGGAGAACUGGGAUUGUAUCCUUGUGUUCUUGUGUACUUCCAAGUUACCUGAACACACUCGAUCUCUCUGGGAGCACUCAUUAACGCGAAAAUCAGACAUCCCAGCCUGGAAAGACGUGAGUCUGUUCAUCAGCGAACAUGCUCGCGCGCUUGAAGCUAUGGAAGGUGAUAGGUCCCUCCCCAAAGUCCCAGGUGCAGACCCGAAAUCCACGGCCAGCACCUCUAAUAAAAAGGUCCAUGCCUUCGAGACACAAGUUCAGCCCAAAUCCAAAAAGUGCGAUUUGUGUGCUAAAGAGAACCAUCCGGUUCGUCUGUGUCCUCGCUUCAGCCAAAUGUCCUUGGCAGCGCGCGAAGCAUACAUAAAGCGAAGGCAACUUUGCCUGAACUGUUUUGCUCAAGGGCACCAACUGCGCGACUGCACUAGUAUUCACAAUUGCGCCAAGUGCAAGGGGAGGCACAAUACACUGCUUCACCGGGAAGGCUCCACAGCAAACAGCUCCUCAUCCGGAGCCGCUGCGACUCCAGGUACGUCCGAAGUACCUCGUAACGUGCAGUCGUAUUUCACGGCCGAUACUCCAGGGGUCCUACUUGGAACGGCCGUAAUUGAUGUGUGUCAUUUGGGGGUCACAUAUCCAGCCAGGGCUCUAAUCGACUCGGGGUCCGAAGCAACGUUCAUUUCCGAACGAUUAUUCCGUCUGAUGAAGCUACCAUUCCGAUCCGUGCAAACGCAGGUGUCCGGUCUAGGCCACUCCGUGGCAGCCAAAUCAACGAAGCUUUGUGAUUUCCAUAUCGGCACUCCGCUGAAACCCCGACUUCGAAUUGAGGCCUCAGCUUUAGUCAUCCCACGGCUCUCCGGCAAUCUGCCAUCGUACCCCAUUCCACAAAAUCUCUUGAACAAUCUGCCCGACAUCCCAUUAGCUGAUCCACUUUUCUUCAAGAGCGCUCAAAUUGACGUUCUUUUAGGCGCGGAUAUCCUUCCGUCGAUCGUUCAGGGGGGCUUCCGCCCUAACCUCUGCGGAUCACUAAUGGGCCAAGAAACAAUCUUUGGCUGGAUUCUUACGGGUCCAGUCACAAAGAAGCCUCAAGAGUCAAUUUCCGCUUUCACGACUAGGGUUACCAUUCUCCACGAUGAGAAACUCGACCAUCUCAUCACCAAAUUUUGGGAGGUGGAGAAUCUCCCCAAGGUAGCCAGUGAGCCGGACUCUGCGUGUGAGGACAAUUUUGUCCGAACCACACGGAGAGACAAGUCUGGCUCCUACGUCGUGACUCUUCCGUUUAAAAAUCCGGAUCACCCUGACUUAGGUCAUUCGCGAUCCAUCGCUCUGGGGCAGUUUCUCAAAAAUGAGAGCAGGUUGUCCAAGAAUCCGAUACUCAAGGCCGAAUACGAAGCUAUCCUGCAAGAGUAUCUCGACUUGGGUCAUAUGAGGCCAGUGUUUUCACAUUGCAAUCCUGCAAUGAGUAACUUUUACCUGCCUCACCACGCAGUGUUUAAGCCCGACAGCACCACCACCAAAGUGAGGGUGGUGUUCAAUGCAUCGUGCCCAUCUUCCAAUGGGAAGAGCCUGAAUGAUAUUCUUCAUCCAGGCCCGGUCCUUCAGUCCGACCUCACGAUGCAAAUCCUCCAAUGGCGAUACUAUCGAUACGUGUUCAAUGCAGAUAUCACUAAAAUGUAUCGCCAAAUUCGUGUUGAUCCAAAACACACCCCUUUCCAACGAAUCCUGUUCCGUAAGCCAGACGGCAACAUCGGGGACUUCGAGCUAAGCACCGUCACUUUUGGAGUAAACUGUGCUCCCUUCCUGGCUUUGAGAGUUCUCAAACAGCCAGCAAGGUCAUCUCCGAGUGCAUGUACGUCGAUGACGUACUUGCAGGAGCACAUUCCAAAGAAGAGGUGAUCGCAACCAUCGCCGAACUCAUAGAAGCUCUGGAGAGUGCGGGGUUUCCAUUAAGGAAGUGGACAUCCAAUUCCAUGGAUUGUCUAAGGGCUAUUCCAAAGA
Molecule: messenger RNA, 3059 nt
Organism: Drosophila mojavensis
Lineage: Eukaryota; Metazoa; Arthropoda; Insecta; Diptera; Drosophilidae
Exons: 2
Coding region: 168-2957 (929 amino acids)
Biological process (GO): proteolysis
Molecular function (GO): zinc ion binding; nucleic acid binding; aspartic-type endopeptidase activity
Source: RefSeq, a predicted model, not a curated record